CCCUCUAUCUCCUCUCUCUUGAACUAAACAUGCUCUGUUGGGAAUUGUGUUUAGCCCUACUGAUCACCGGCUUCCCAGUGUGGGCUCUGCCUUCAACUAACAUCAAGAUCACGCAAGCACUGCCCCUGCAACUGUCAGACUCAAUGCAGCCUGUGACAUGUCCGCUCUUCUGGACUGAAUUUGAGGGUUUCUGUUACCGCUUCUUCCCCUUGAACCGCACAUGGGCUGAGGCAGAUCUGUACUGUGCCGAGUUCUCAAACGGACACAAAUCUGCCAAACUCACCUCCAUCCACAGCCGUGUACCAGGAAUUCCAACAGAUAUCUGGAUCGGCCUUCAUGAUAGAAGACAGGAGGGCACUUUGGAGUGGACAGAUGGGUCACUCUAUGAAUACAGUUACUGGGAUGGAAAUCAACCAGAUGAUGGCAUCCAUCGCAUCCCUGAGGAGGAGGACUGUGUGGAGAUCUGGUACAGACAAAACAGUGCACUGAGGUCUUGGAACGACAACAAUUGUGAUAAGGCCUUUCCAUUCGUCUGUAAGAUUCCUACACUGGAAAACUAACCACAGAUCCAAGAUUGUUUAUCCAAUUCUUUAUCAUCAACACUGACACCCAACAUCACUCAAUCACAGUGCAGCAACCAGAUGUCCACUCAUCUCCAUCCCUGCAGUGAUGAAGGGCUCUCUCCAGCCUGCUAUAGGCACUUCAUGUGCAUUUCUCUCCCCUUUACUCCAAUUCCCUGCCCCCAUCAUCCUCCCAUCACUGUUGUUAUAGUGCUGUUUUCUUGGUCCUUUGGGGCCAUGAAUCAUGACAUACAUUUCUCUGUUCCACAAAUUUGGAAAUGAACCCUUAAGGUGCUGUUGAUAAUAUUGGACAUUGAUGUUGGUGAUAUUGUUGCGAAUUAGUUAGUUGUAGCCAGAGACCUGCACUGGUGUCCACAUGCACACACAUUCUUGCAUAUGUGGUUUACG
Molecule: messenger RNA, 968 nt
Organism: Sinocyclocheilus rhinocerous
Lineage: Eukaryota; Metazoa; Chordata; Actinopteri; Cypriniformes; Cyprinidae
Product: C-type lectin domain family 19 member A-like
Exons: 5
Coding region: 30-560 (176 amino acids)
Source: RefSeq, a predicted model, not a curated record